CCCAGGAUGCAGCGCGGCGGUCCCCGGCCCGCGUUAAGAUGGCGACUCCCAUGCACCGCCUCAUCGCUCGGAGAAAGGCGGAAGCAAAUAAGCAGCAUGUGAGGUGCCAGAAGUGUUUAGAAUUUGGACACUGGACUUACGAAUGCACAGGAAAAAGAAAAUACCUGUACAGGCCUUCAAGAACUGCAGAAUUAACAAAAGCUUUAAAAGAAAAAGAAAACAGAUUGCUAUUGCAGCAAAGCAUUGGAGAAACUAAUAUAGAAAGGAAGACAAAGAAAAAAAGGUCUAAGAGCGUCACUAGCUCAAGUAGCAGCAGUAGGGCCAGUUCAGCCAGCGAUUCUUCUUCAGAGAGCGAAGACUCCUCUACGUCUUCCUCUUCGGAUGAGAGCGAUAGUGAGGAGAGUUCUUCCAGCUCGUCUACCUCCCGCUCUUCAACAAGUUCCUCCUCUUCCGACUCCGAAUCAGAUUCCAGCUCUUCCACCAGCAGCAGCUCCAGCACAGACAGCAGCUCUGACGAUGAGCCACCAAAGAAGAAGAAGAAAAAAUAGAUUUGUUGGAAAUGCCUCUGACCGUCCUGGACUGAUGUUACUAAAUGCUAGUGUAUUUCUCCAAGUUGGGGGUUAGACUAGGCUAUUGCCAAUAGAUUACCUGGCCAGAGUUUCUACAUGUAAAGGUUUCUAAAUGUCUUACACGUAGCAAGGGAAUAAAGUAUUAUGUAUGUACAAAGUAUAUUAUUGAUUUUAAGGGAGUUUUGUUUCACUUUUAUCAUGGAAAAAAUAUAUCUUCAGAGUUUAAUUGCGCAAAGCUGAGGUCCAGUAAAUCCACUGUUUACGUGCUGAAAAGUAGAACCUUUCCUCAUUGUGAAAUACCAUUUGUUUGUCCUGUGUUUAUGGAACUUCCACUUAUUUUGUAGGAUUACCCUAAAAACAAGUGGGAUAUGUAUUAUGCUGCUGAUCUCAUGUUCUUACGUUAAAUGAAAAUUAAUAUACUGAUACUUUGAGAGACAUUGCCAUACUAUUGUGAACAAACUAAUUCUGUUGAAGUGUCCGGUUGUUUUUUGUUUUUUUAAUCCGGGGAAAUUUCCAGUCAAAGGUGAGUUCUAACGAGACAUCGAUUGUAGUUCUUAGAGUUGCUUGCAUUUCUCACUCUGCAAAGUUAUGAUCACAAUUCCAUUUUCUCCUGGUUCCUAAACUCCCCAAGCCAUAUUGCUGUAGAGCGAGAAUGCCAGCCAUUGACAGUGUUUGUCCCGGACACGCUGAAAUAGAUGGGAAAAGAAAACCGAAGUUAAUCUUGGUGCCUUUUGACAAAUUCAGUUUCUCUAAGAGAAAUAGGACAAGUGAAAGGUAGGUCUCAAAUAGAUGUAAUUUUCUCUUUUACAUGAAUAUAAAUGAGAGCCUAAGGCAUUAAUAGAAGCAUUUAAGCUAAAAAUGGCACCAUUAUAGGUGGGAGGGAAAGAGGGUCGUUUUCAGAAAAUUGUUGUCUUUUUAUUCAAUAAAACCCAAAAGAAGACUAA
Molecule: messenger RNA, 1513 nt
Organism: Tachyglossus aculeatus (Australian echidna)
Lineage: Eukaryota; Metazoa; Chordata; Mammalia; Monotremata; Tachyglossidae
Gene: ZCCHC10
Product: zinc finger CCHC-type containing 10
Exons: 4
Coding region: 39-548 (169 amino acids)
Molecular function (GO): zinc ion binding; nucleic acid binding
Source: RefSeq, a predicted model, not a curated record